AUGGCCAAGAUCAACACCCUCCUCUUCGACUGCGACAACACCCUCGUCCUGUCCGAGGAGCUGGCCUUUGAGGCCUGCGCCGACCUGAUCAACAAGAUCUGCGCCGAGCGCGACAUCAAAAAGACGUUUACUGGCGAAUCCCUCAUUGUGGAGUUCGUCGGCCAGAACUUCCGGGGCAUGCUGACUACCCUGCAACAGGAAAACGGCAUUGAGAUUGCCCCGGACGACAUGGAAAAGUACGUCCGCAUGGAGGAGGAUGCCGUGAUUGCCAAGCUCAAGGCCUCCUUGAGACCCUGCCCCGGCGUCGAUGAAGAGCUGGAGAAGCUGGCCGCUUCGGGCAAGUACCUCCUUGCCGUCGUCUCUUCCUCUGCCUUUCGACGCGUCAAGGCGUCUGUGGAAAAGGUCAAUCAGGCCAGGUUCUUCAAGAGCCCCGGAGGAGAGUACCUCAUUUACUCGGCUGCUACGAGCUUGAACCCGCCCACGAGCAAGCCCAACCCGGCCAUCUACCUGCACGCGCUGCAAGCCCUGGGCAAAGAGGCUGGCGAGAGCGUGGCCAUUGAGGACAGCAAGAGUGGUACCCUGAGCGCCACGAGGGCCGGCAUCAAGACUAUUGGAUAUGUUGGGCCGUAUGCAGACGACAAGAAGGCCGACAUGGAAAAGGUGCUGACGGAUGCCGGAGCCGUGGUGAUUAUGCGGGACUGGAGCGAGUUUCCUGCUGCUCUGCAAAAGAUUGAGUCGGCGCAGUCGGAAGCACGUUGA
Messenger RNA from Ustilaginoidea virens, 759 nucleotides. RefSeq lists its product as uncharacterized. The coding region runs from base 1 to 759 and encodes 252 amino acids. The record is from RefSeq and is a predicted model, not a curated record. NCBI's taxonomy places the organism in Eukaryota, Fungi, Ascomycota, Sordariomycetes, Hypocreales, Clavicipitaceae. The transcript is spliced from 2 exons.